CUAUCUCGGCCAUUAUCCCGAGUAGCUGCCAAGCUGGUCAGUCGCGCGAUUCUGUCGAUGGCUGGGGAUCGUGCCAUCCUGGCACUGGGGUCUGCGGCAUUUGCCGUCGAGGCAUACCAAGUCUUUUGCAAAGAAUUCACAGUCGACAGCGUACCUCUGAGUUCGGUCACCAAUCAUGACACACUUGCACAAGCCAUUGCUGCAGCCGUGACUCGCCGGGCCGCUGACGGACAAAGCCCCUAUGUCGCGUUUAUCUGGUUUUUUGGGACAAACAUCUUUUCUCCGUUCGACCAGGCGAUGCUAGAGCCUCUGACAAAGGCUGGCUGUGGUUUCUUCAGUGGUGGUGGCGCAGGCUACGACGAUGUUGCAACAGGCUGGAUGACUGAACAAGGCGCAUACUACUGCAAUACCCCAACCGCCAUUACCGUCUCCACCGCUAACGGCGCGUUGAUGCUGCUCCUCAACGUGACGCGGGCUUCGUAUCAGGGCGAAAUGUACACUCGAGCAGGGAAAUGGCGUGGUAAUUUGGCAGACCCUCACGACAUGUUCCCUCUCGGCUACGAUCUCGAGGAUAGAACACUCGGGAUCAUUGGACUGGGACAAAUAGGACAAGCCCUCUCUGUUCGCGCCCAGGCUUGUGGUAUGAAGAUAAUUUAUUAUAAUCGCCGAAGAGUUCCUGAAGCUGAAGAGAAUGGCGCACGGUAUGCCUCUUUCGAUGAGCUACUCGCAACAUCGGACGCCAUUUCGAUCAAUUGCCCACUCACCACCGAAACCCGACAUCUGCUUGGCCCCGCCGAAUUCCGCAAAAUGAAGAGCGGUGUUUAUAUCGUAAAUACCGCUAGAGGUCCUAUCGUUGACGAGGAAGCCCUUGUAGAAGCGCUGAAGUCGGGAAAAGUUGCUGCCGCCGGAUUAGACGUCUUUGAGAAGGAGCCAAGUAUUAAUCCUGGACUUCUCGAUCCCUCCCUAUCGUAUCGGGUCAGCAUGCAACCACAUGCGACUGGUAGGACUGCUGCGGCAUUUACGAAGGGUGAGAAUCAGAUUAUGAAAAGUGUCCGAGAGUAUAUGAGGGGUCAGCGACCAGAAUAUGCUGUGAACAAUCCCAAAUUUUGA
Mycena indigotica is the source of this 1110-nucleotide messenger RNA. RefSeq lists its product as uncharacterized. Bases 58 to 1110 code for a protein of 350 amino acids. Gene Ontology annotation, cellular component: cytosol. Gene Ontology annotation, molecular function: hydroxypyruvate reductase [NAD(P)H] activity; glyoxylate reductase (NADPH) activity; NAD binding. The record is from RefSeq and is a predicted model, not a curated record. The transcript has 5 exons. NCBI's taxonomy places the organism in Eukaryota, Fungi, Basidiomycota, Agaricomycetes, Agaricales, Mycenaceae.